GCGACGACGCGAAAAAUCAAGUGCUCUCAAUUGAUAUUUUUCUGCAGUUAACUUGGCUUCCAAAUUCGCUCAGCAUUAUCGUUGAAAAUUGAUCGUGUUAGCUCGCAAACCGUCACCUAUUUCAGACGGCUUUGUUUUCAAACAUUCUCGUUGUUUUCGGUGCGUGUUACAUAAACCUUUUACCAAGCCACCCUUACUUAGGUACAAAAUUUCAUUAUGUCAAGUGCAUCGUAUCUGAUAAAUUCUUCUGCACCCUGCCUCAUCGCGUGACUCUGCGCAAAUUGUCCGCACGUUACCCCGGUGUUGGUAUUGGGCGUGACUCACCCCGGCGUACCGACUCGACAGAGUGCGGGGAUCGUCACGUGCGCUCCUACGCUGAGCGGCCGCCCGCGCCGGCGACCGGCCGCUGCACGGGACUUGACCGCCGCCUCAGCCGCCUCUGCCGCCGCCGCUAACGACAGGUCCCGUGCCGCGACCUGCGGCAGUGCUGCAGCUAGCAGCGGCGGCUUUCUCCCUCCGGCCGCCCGUCGUCCGGUCGGGCUGGAAUAGUUUCGCGGGUGGCCGCCAGGGGCGCUGCUGCGUCGUGUCGGCAGUGGCGGGCUGCCGGCGCCCGCCGCCAGUGAAGUCAACGCCGCGAUGAUGUUAGGACGGGUUCUCGGCACCGCGUGCCUGGUGGUGGUCGCGCUGGUCGCGGCGCCAGCCGCCGCCGAGCAAAGCUACGAGACCAUCGAUAACGCGCCUUCCAAGGCGGAAAUUGCCGAGAAGGUGCGAGACUUGUUUGACGAUUUCUUCGCCUGGCGACUGGAAGACAAUCCGGAGUUCGCCACUCAGCUGGGUAUCCACAAGUACGACAUGAACCUCAGCUCGUACUCGAUGGAGUCAAACGAGUACCGCUGGAACCGCUGCCAGGAGCUGCUCGAACAGCUGGAGGUCACCGAGGCCAUAUCACAGAGCUUCACCGACAAAAUCAACAUGGAAAUUCUGCGAGAGGGACUGAAAACCUACAUCAGGGGCUUCAACCACCUGGGGUUCCUGUUUCCGGUGUCCUACCUGGAUGGCGUCGGUACCAGCCUGGCUCUGCUGAUCGGCGACAUGAAGUUCAACACGGAGCAGGACUACCGGAACCUGAUCACCAGGCUGCAGAAGUUCCCCCAGCAGGCUGGCGAGAUCCAGACACUGAUGGAGAAGGGCAUCAACGAGACCAGGACGCUGCACAACAUCUCCAUGUACUCUGUGCCGGAGCAGUUCCGGGCGCUGGACAUGCCGGUGGAGAAGUCGCCCUUCUACGAGCCGUUCCUGGAGAUGCCGCCGUCCAUCAGCGCCGAGGUCCAGGAGGAGCUCAGGGAGGAGGCGCGCAGGGUGAUCCGCGAGGACGUCAUCCAGUCCUACAAGGACCUCGCCGACUUCAUCGAGACGGAGUACCUGCCGCACACACGUCCGAAGAUCGCGGCCACCUCUCUGCCCAACGGCGAUAACUACUACGCCGAGUGUCUGCGCUUCCACACGUCCACCGACCUGACUCCGGAGCAGAUCCACCAGAUCGGUCUGGAUGAGGUGGAACGCAUCGAGGCAGACAUGCGCAAGGUGGUCGAGGAACUGGGUCUGAACAUGACGCUGCAGCAGUUCUCCGACAAGCUGCGCACCGACCCGGCCAACUACUACGACAGCCCCCAGGAGCUGAUUGACGGCUUCACCACCAUCAUAAGGGACCGGAUCGGGCCCAAGAUGCUCACGGUCGUCCUCGAGAUGCCCAAACUGGAAGUAAUUGUGGACGUGCUGCCGGAAAAUCAGAAGGACGGUCUCUCGGCCUCGUACAACAUACCGGCCUUUGACGGCUCCAGACCGGGCAAGUUCAAAAUCAACCAGCACCAAUACGACAAACAAGCCAAAUACGAGAUGGCAGCACUGUCGGCGCACGAGGCUAACCCGGGACACCACUACUACUUCUCCUACCUGGUGGAGAAAGAAGGUCUUCCCGACUUCCGUCGCGCCGGCAGCGACGGGCCGUCCUACUCCGAGGCUCCCUCGGGCUUCCCGUUGAGCUCGGCCAUCGUGGAAGGCUGGGGCCUGUACUCGGAGUUCCUCGGCCACGAGAUGGGUCUGUACGAGGACCCCAUCGACAGGUAUGGCCGGUACAGCCAGGAGAUCUUCCGUGCCUGUCGUCUGGUGGUCGACACGGGCAUCCACGCCUUCAACUGGACGCAGGAGCAGGCGGUCGAGUUUAUGCUAAAGCACACGGCCUCGUCGCGCGCACAGGUGGAGCACGAGGUGCGCCGGUACAUCACCUGGCCCGGCCAGGCAUGCGCCUACAAGAUCGGCGAGCUGCGCCUCAAGGAGCUGCGUACCAGGGCCGAAACCGAGCUCGGAGAACUUUUUGACAAGCGCGUCUUCCACAAGGCGAUCCUGGACUGCGCCGGUCCCCUGUCUGUCGUUGAACAGUGUGUGCAGCGGUACAUUAACGCCGGCGGUGUAUGGGACGCCUGGGGCGAGCGCACUGUGCCCGGUCAGGGGCAGCCGACCGGCGGCGCCGCGGUGCCGUCUGCCGCCGCCGCCGCCCUGACCGCCGGCCUGGCCCUGGUGGCCGCCGCCGCACUGAGGCUGUGAUCCGGGACGGGUCAGGGUGACGAACGGGACGGGGUGGCACGGGCCGCUGGCAGGGGGCGGCCACAACUUCCCGGCGACUGUAAUUGCCGGCGUGGUGUCCCUGUUGGACGGCCGGGCCCAGCGCAGUGUCAGCUGCCUCCCUGGUGCCCGGUGUCGACCUACUGUGGGGCGUUACAGUGUGCCAAGCCGCGCUGGUGGCGGCGAGCGUGCCCGCACGCCGGAGAGCGGCUGCUUCAAUCCGGCCGGGGCGGGGGCGGGACGGGAGGGGCGAGGGGGGGGGGGGGCGAUCGUCGCGACACCACCGCGCAGCCGCCUGCGCCAACUGCUGUGUACAAUGUUUUUGUUGGCUCAAGACGCCACACAAAUAUACGAGGAAUGUGGAAA
Amphibalanus amphitrite is the source of this 2988-nucleotide messenger RNA. RefSeq lists its product as uncharacterized. The coding region runs from base 637 to 2604 and encodes 655 amino acids. The transcript is spliced from 12 exons. Lineage: Eukaryota; Metazoa; Arthropoda; Thecostraca; Balanomorpha; Balanidae. The record is from RefSeq and is a predicted model, not a curated record.